GCGAGGCAAUAUGCUCCUGAAUCUACCCCGCCGAAGUGCGUUCCGUCAAUUGAUACAAAACCAACGGCCACAUCGAACACUCGCAGUGGGACCGCGAUUGCACACAUCGUCGAGAUCUGAGCACGCAACUCAACAGAGUUCCCCAACCGUGCCUGCACCAUGGGAAAAGGAGAAAUCCGGGGCGGUUGGCUAUAUGCUGACCAAAGCGGAUCAGCUGAUCGCCUGGGGAAGACAAGGAUCCCUAUGGCCUUUAUCCUUCGGCCUCGCUUGCUGCGGAGUGGAAAUGAUGCACACCUCCAUGCCGCGAUAUGACCAGGACCGACUGGGCAUUAUUUUCCGUGCCUCGCCACGACAGGCGGAUGUGAUGAUUGUGGCUGGCACGGUGGUCAACAAGAUGGCCCCGGCACUCAGACUGCUCUAUGACCAGAUGCCCGAGCCCAAGUGGGUUAUCAGCAUGGGUAGCUGUGCCAACGGGGGAGGAUACUACCACUAUAGCUACAGUGUCGUGCGGGGCGUGGACCGCAUUGUGCCUGUGGAUAUCUAUGUACCCGGUUGUCCACCCACCCCAGAGGCUCUUCUGCAGGGCAUAUUUCUGCUGCAAAGGAAAAUGCGGAGAACCCCGGUGACCAGAAUGUGGUACAGGCGCUGAUUAAACAGCAAUUUCACGGCCAAGAUUGGAAUAUGACAUCCUGUAGUUGUGAUUUACGAUUUCGAAUAAGAUCUGGUCAGUAUUAUAUAGCAAAGCUACAUUAAUGGAGAUACAUGCGGCCAUGACUGUCAGCACACGACCACGCAGAGCCACCUGAGGCUGACUCGCUAGAAAUGAUAUUGAUAAUGGAC
Molecule: messenger RNA, 840 nt
Organism: Aspergillus wentii DTO 134E9
Lineage: Eukaryota; Fungi; Ascomycota; Eurotiomycetes; Eurotiales; Aspergillaceae
Product: NuoB/complex I 20 kDa subunit family protein
Exons: 2
Coding region: 11-649 (212 amino acids)
Biological process (GO): aerobic respiration; mitochondrial respiratory chain complex I assembly; electron transport coupled proton transport
Molecular function (GO): 4 iron, 4 sulfur cluster binding; quinone binding; NADH dehydrogenase (ubiquinone) activity
Source: RefSeq, a predicted model, not a curated record